CCUCACUCGGUGGAGAGCCUCCGGGCGACGGAGGACUCGGUGACGCUGUGCUGGCUGGCCCCGACGGCGGGGCGGGUCCAGGGGUAUCUCGUCCGGUUCCGGGAAUCGCUGCAGGAUCUCAUCAGCCGGGAGCUCAACCUGACGGCGCAGUCGCUGCAUCGCUUCAAGGUCUAG
This is a messenger RNA of Darwinula stevensoni, 174 nucleotides long. NCBI's taxonomy places the organism in Eukaryota, Metazoa, Arthropoda, Ostracoda, Podocopida, Darwinulidae. The record is from the annotation of a GenBank genome assembly.